AUGGUUGCUGCUGCUGCCGUCUUGGCUGCCCUCGUCGGCUCCAAGCUCGUCUCUGCGGAUGCGACGACCUACCGUGUCAAUGCUCGUUGCAACCUUGACCAGCUGAUGCGUUGGUUCUCAUCCGACACGGGCCUGUGGAACACAUACUGGUGGACCGGCGCCGGCAUCCUGACGGCCUUCAACGACUUUGCCUACCUUGACGACAGUGUCAAGGACGUCUACGGCCACGUGUGGGAUGACGUCCUGAACAACGCGCCCAACAACCGUCCCUACAAGAUGCGCAAGGCCAGGAGCAACGACGACGUCAAGCGGUACACGGGAUGGACCAACAACUUCUACGACGACGAGGGCUGGUGGGUUCUGGCCCUCCUCGGCUCCUACGACAACACAGGCGACCAGGCCCAGCUCCAGGCUGCCAUCACUCUCUGGGAGGACAUCGACGAUGGCUUCGGAACCCACGUCUGCGGUGGUAUUCCCUGGAAAAAGGAGCCGGCUACGACUGGUCCUCUGGCAAUUCCCAACUCCCUGUACAUCACGGCCAGCGCCGCCAUCGCUAACCGUGUCGGCUCCAACACGCGCCAGACGUACCUCGACGCUGCGUUGAAAGGUUGGGAUUGGUUCAAGAGCUCUGAGCUCAUCGGGUCCGACAACCUGGUGGCCGACGGCAUCGACGUCGACACGUGCAAGAGCCGCGGUGACGCAGUCUACACCUACAACCAGGGGUCCAUCAUCGGCGGCCUCGUCGAGCUGGCCCACGCCACCGGCGACGACUCGUACCUCGACACGGCCUCGGACAUUGCCGACGCCGUCAUCGCCGACGACAGCCCCAUGGUCCAGGACGGCAUCCUCGUCGACGGCUGCGACAAGGACCAGUCCUGCGACGGCGACGGUAUAGCCUUCAAGGGCGUCUUCGCCCGCAACCUUCGCAGGCUGUACCUCGCCCGCCCCACCGACUCCUGGAAGGACUUUCUCCAGAACAACGCCCAAUCCAUCUGGAACAACGACCUGAGCCUCCACGACGACGGCUGCUUCAACGGCGUAUACUGGGCCGGCCCUUACACCGACAAGGACGCUCCCGUCGCCCAGGGUAUCGCCCUCGAUGCCCUCACUGCUGCUCUUGCCACUACCCUGUAA
Geosmithia morbida is the source of this 1134-nucleotide messenger RNA. RefSeq names its product Glycosyl hydrolase family 76. The transcript is spliced from 3 exons. The record is from RefSeq and is a predicted model, not a curated record. The coding region runs from base 1 to 1134 and encodes 377 amino acids. Gene Ontology annotation, biological process: carbohydrate metabolic process. NCBI's taxonomy places the organism in Eukaryota, Fungi, Ascomycota, Sordariomycetes, Hypocreales, Bionectriaceae.